Messenger RNA from Strigops habroptila (Kakapo), 2408 nucleotides. It is a transcript of the gene GTF3C5, whose product is annotated as general transcription factor IIIC subunit 5. Gene Ontology annotation, cellular component: transcription factor TFIIIC complex. The transcript has 11 exons. The coding region runs from base 42 to 1592 and encodes 516 amino acids. Lineage: Eukaryota; Metazoa; Chordata; Aves; Psittaciformes; Psittacidae. The record is from RefSeq and is a predicted model, not a curated record. Gene Ontology annotation, biological process: transcription initiation at RNA polymerase III promoter.
GGGACAGGAACGAUUGCCGGGAGCGAUCCGGGAGGGGAGCGAUGGCGGCGCGGGGGCGGCGGAGGGAGCCGGGCUCAGCUGUGCUGGAGCUGCCCCGCACGCCGCGGCUGGUGUGCGUGGAAUACCCGGGGCUGGUGCGGGACGUCGGGGCCAUGCUGCGGACGCUGGGAGGAGAGCAGGGGGUGUCGCGGAUCUAUGCGGACCCCGCCAAAAGGCUGGAGCUGUAUUUCCGCCCCAGGGACCCUUACUGCCAUCCCGUAUGUGCCAAUCGCUUCUCCACCUCCACCCUGCUGCUCAAAGUGAAGAGGAGGACCAAGAAGAAGAAGCAGUUGGACACCAAAGAACAAAUCCAGCCUGAAGUCCAAUUUGAAAUGGAAAUUCUUGGGACUGUUGUGACUGUUUACAAAUUUCAAGGAAUGUCUGAUUUCCAGUACCUGGCAAUGCACUCUGGUCCUGAUGGAAAACAAACUUCCAUGUACAACAAAGUCCUAAUGCUCAAACCAGAGAAGGAAGAAUUUUUCAGUAGAGAGUUACCACUCUACAUCCCACCACCUAUUUUCUCACGUCUGGACACUCCCGUUGACUAUUUUUAUCGGCCAGAUAUACAACACCGGGAGGGAUACAACAAUCCCCAGGUGUCCGGAGAGAACCUCAUUGGCCUGAGCAGGGCCCGUCGCCCACACAAUGCUAUCUUUGUGAACUUUGAUGACAAAGAAAUCCCAGCUAAACCACUGGAUGCUGCUGUACAGACCUGGAAGAAAGUGUGCACAAAUCCUGUGGAUAAAAAGGUGGAGGAAGAGCUGAGAAAGCUCUUUGAAGUCCGUCCUGUCUGGUCUCGGAAUGCAGUGAAAGCCAAUAUCAGUGUCCACCCAGACAAGCUGAAACUUCUUUUGCCAUAUUUGGCCUAUUACAUGUUAACAGGUCCUUGGAGAAGCCUAUGGGUUAGGUUUGGGUAUGACCCCAGAAAACACCCUGAAGCAAAGAUUUAUCAAGUACUGGACUUCCGAAUUCGCUGUGGAAUGAAAUAUGGUUAUGCCCCUAAUGACAUGCCCGUGAAAGCAAAACGCAGUACAUAUAACUACAGUCUGCCCAUCACUGUCAAGAAGCCUGUAAGUCACACAGUCAGUGUACAUGAUCUGAAACAGGGGCUUGGUACAUCCAGUGCCUCCAGUGUAAAGAAGACUGCCUCCAGCAGGUAUAAACUGAAGGAAUGCAUCUAUAUUUUCCAAGAAGGAGCCUUACCCCCUUAUCGGCAGAUGUUCUACCAGCUCUGUGAUUUGAAUGUGGAAAGCCUGCAGAAAAUCAUCCGUCGGAAUGACGGCACAGAGUCAGAAUGCACAGAGCGGGAUGGGUGGUGUAUUCCAAAGACUAGCGAUGAGCUGCGAGAUGCCAUGUCUCUGAUGAUAAAGCAGAUAAUCAGAUCCACAAGACCUGCUCUUUUCUCAAAUACAAGAAGCAGUGAAGACAGUGAAGAGCAGCUGGCGUAUGAGUCUGCAGAGGAUGAGGAUGAUGACGAGGAGGAGGAAGAGGGCUUCAAGCCUUCUGAUGGGAGUGAAAAUGAAAUGGAGACAGAAAUUCUGGACUAUGUGUGAACUCGGUGAGCAGUCUGGCUGCUGUUGGACUAACAUCAUCUCUGCUGUUGGUCCCUGAGAGCUGAGGGUUCAGCAACCGUGCCCAGGAUAUGGGAAAGCAGAACUUGUACUAAGAUGACGAUGAUCUCUCUGCACUAACUGCGGUACUUGCUGAUGGCUGUCAUUCUUGAUGUUAGGGAGCAUUACCUGUAUUUUCAUAACUGCUGGCUAAUAAGCCCUCAAGUAAAGCUCAACAAACUCCUAAGACAGAGCCCAGAAUCCAAACCAGCUGGUAAUAUACCAGAAAAGAGGAGAAGUCGCAUUCCCAAAUCUCUCCAUGUGCGGGAAGUGCACUUUAGCUGGCUUGGUGUCCAUGUGGAAAAUGGGAAAUGUACAUGAGGAGGGAGCACUCUUGUCCUGCCAGAGUCCCUAAGGCAGGUGCUGCCCUUCUGCUUGUCUAAGGGGAAUGAAAAUCCUGGGCCAUGACUUGAGCAUCGGGCCUCGCUGGUGACCUUGGAAAUAAAGCCAGCAGGAAAGAACACUUUCUGGCAGUGAAUAACUCCUUUGUACAGGAUGUAGCAUAUAUUGUCCUCACGAGCCAAUGUGCUUCUCAAGCCAGCUUUGACUUCUCUGGUAGUUAGCAGGGACAGAAGGAAGCAGGCAAUGGAGCAGAGCUUCAGGUCCACAGAGGUUGGCCACUCGUUAGUCUGCCACUGCCAGCUGGACUGGUACCACCCUGUCGCAGAAAUUAAGGAUCUGCUGGCAUUUUCGGAGUCUUGUGUGUCAUGAGUACAAGGUUUCUCAUUAGUUGCCAAUAAUAUGCUCUAUUGCAUGUUC